CUUGGGCAGGAGGAAAAUCCCUCACCUCCGUAACUUAACUUAAUUCAAUUUGUUCUGUUUUUUUCCCUUCAUGAUCGGCUGUUUAUUUUGAUCUGCAUUGAUAUUAUACUAUGAGAAGCUGUCUUUAAAAGAUUAGAUAAAUCACAUCAUUAUUUAAAAUGGCUGCAGUCGGUCAGCAACCCCAGCUUCAACCUACGAAACAAAAUGAACGAACAAAACCUGCUGUUACUCAGUUGGAAUUUCAUCAAGCUAUGCAAGACUUUAAAACAAUGUUUCCUGAUAUGGAUGAAGAUGUUAUUGAAGUAGUGUUACGAGCUAAUAAUGGAGCUGUUGAUUCCACUAUUGAUCAGUUAUUAGCAAUGACCACUGAUAAUGAAAAUGAACGACUUCGUGCUGAAUUAGAUGCCACAGAAAAUGAUGAACUCCCUCCUAGCUAUUCCCCUGCAACGCCACCGCCGUCUUAUCAUCAGGCAGUACCAUAUGCUCAGAGCCCUGCCCGGCUGAGUGCAGCUCAGUUUGGGCGUCGAUCUAGUGGUGCUUUACCUUCUUUGAUGCGACAUUCACAGCUGCUGAAUCAAAAAACAACUCCUGCUCAACAACAGCUUCCUAUUAUUGUACCUAAAAUUGCUCCACCACAGAAGAGUGAUAUUAGCCAGACUAAAUCUGAAACUUCAACUUCACUGCCUCAAAAAAAGUGGAAUCCCCCACUUGUAGGACCUUUACCGCCUUCAUUCUUACGCCUAGAUGAUCAUCAUCAGCACAGGAGCAGAAGGGGAAAGUUUGUGACUCUAAGUACUGCUAUGCUUCAUAAACGAAUGCUAGAAAAUGAGAGGCAGCGUCGAAAUACCAUUGGUGUUGAAGAUCCAGAAAUGGCACGUUAUUUAGAAGAUGAACGAAUUGCUCUCUUCUUACAAAAUGAAGAGUUUGUAAGAGAACUUAUGGGAAAUAAGGAUUUUUUGUCUACAUUAGAGAAAGAUUCUGCUUCAAGUGGAAGUAUGACGCUUCAGAACAAGCAUUCUCAUUCUUCUAGAAGUUGUGAAAGAAGCUCAAGUGGAACGGAGGUUCCUUCCAAAACAGAUGACUCUCAGCUACCUCAUUCAUUUUCAGCUGAUGAAACAGAUGCUGCAUUUAGGGAGAGAUUGAAAAACAUGGGCAAAUUAUCUAGAAGAAAAUUUGCACAAUUAGCAAGCAUUUUCUCACGUAGGAAACGUGCAUUCAAGCCUAUUUUGGGUGAUGGCAUUAAUCCUUCAAGAGAUAAUUUACUUUUACAUGAAGAUGAAUAUUCUGAAUUGUCAGAAGAUGAUUCUGAUACUGACUGGAACAAAAAAGACUCUUGGGAUAGCCAUCAUGGUGAUUUAAAUGAGAAGCCUCCUAUAAAAAAUUCUCAUAAACAUGACCACAGCUGAAAAUAAGUGAUUUUCUUACCUAUCUGGUGAACCCAAGGAAGCAAAGUCUGAACUAUUAUAGUGAGGGCCUAAGUCAUAUUUUACAUUUGUUGUAUUUUAUUUCUGUAGUUACUUUUAUUAUAUAACCUAGAAAUAGUUUGAAUUAUAUAUAUAUCGGCAUGGUAAUUCAACUUGUAUUUCUAUAAUUUACUGUGCUUUUUGCCAAUGUCUUGUCGUGCCAACGUAUUUUAAAAAUUCUAAGCAUCCAGUAUUUUAUACACUGUUUUUAAACCUACAGCCAACUUUCAUUGUUAAAAAUUUUAAGAAAGAAUAAACCUUCCAGAUUUCAAGAAGAUUCAUAGAUUGCAUAUGAGGCAUGUAAUUAAUUUAACGAUGCUAAAAUGAGUUAAAAUUAAUGUGCUGAUAAUAUCAUGCCAUAUGCUUUUUUAUCUAAUCAAGUUUUAGAGUGUUUGAUAUGUAGCAUGAUUUCAAGUGUAGUGAAGGUGUGAAAGUAUGUACUGUUGAUGAUGUAUUAUGACUUUCAGCAUGUUAGAUUAGAAAUGUGAAAGUAUGUAUUAAAGCAUUCCAUUGCAAAUGAUUGUCCAAUUUUGAUCUAUUUGGUUCCUGUGUCUAAAUUCUCAAAAAUAAUUUAAAAUUUGUAAAUACAUUUUCCAUUCAGCACAAAAUAAAUUUGUAGGUGUGACAAAUAUUGCAGUGCUAGUGUUUCCCUACUAAAUCCUUUUUGAUUUGUGCCAUAAUAGUACAAAAUGAAUCAGUUUGAUUCUUGUUGCUUUUAGCUAGAAUUCCUAUUUGUCUGAUGUAACAUUUUAUGUUAACUUUGUAUCAAUUCAUGCAAAUGUGAUGUUUUAAAUUUCUGUUGACUUGUUUUCUUCUCCGUCUGAAUCUCAUUCUUUUUACUCCAUUUUAUAGAACAACUUUACAUAUAUUAAAAUUUAUUUUGACUGAAAUCAAAUGAUGUAAAUAUAUAAAUCAGGUUUUUUAUAAUAAUUAUUUCAUUGUUUGAGAAUGAAUUUAAUGCAAUGUACAAUUUCUAAU
Molecule: messenger RNA, 2441 nt
Organism: Argiope bruennichi
Lineage: Eukaryota; Metazoa; Arthropoda; Arachnida; Araneae; Araneidae
Product: CUE domain-containing protein 1-like
Exons: 8
Coding region: 159-1406 (415 amino acids)
Molecular function (GO): ubiquitin binding
Source: RefSeq, a predicted model, not a curated record